Molecule: messenger RNA, 1778 nt
Organism: Lontra canadensis (Northern American river otter)
Lineage: Eukaryota; Metazoa; Chordata; Mammalia; Carnivora; Mustelidae
Gene: NSUN6
Product: NOP2/Sun RNA methyltransferase 6
Exons: 11
Coding region: 324-1733 (469 amino acids)
Biological process (GO): RNA methylation
Molecular function (GO): RNA binding; methyltransferase activity
Source: RefSeq, a predicted model, not a curated record
UUUUUUUUUAAACCUGUGUAUUCUCUGCCACACGGGGGACAUGACCUCACAGUGAUUUCCGUGAGCGUCUCUCAAGAAGCACCAGAGGCGGCUAUGGUGGAGGCGAGGAAGCGGCCCUAAACUGGCAAUGCCGGAGAAAGCGUGGAUGUACCUCCGCAAUCCCGAGUUUAACUUGGAAAGAGCGGCGCGAUUUUCCCGGCCAUCUGGUGGUCCCGGAGCGUGUGGGUGGUUGCCCAUUGCCAAGACGCUGCUCACUGUUAAUUCGGAAAGAGAAAAGUCACCGUUUUCCCACAUUUUUCUUGGAGGAUAAAACAAUAGGAAAAAUGUCCAUGUUCCCUAAAAUAUCGUUGAGACAUGAGGUUGAAAAGUAUCUGAAAGAGGGUUUUGUGAAUAAGGAGGUUGUAUCUGCUUUUGGAAAACAAGAAGCAGAAAGGAAAUUUGAAACUCUGUUAAAUCGCUUGUCACAUCCUCCAUCAUUCACAACAGUAAGAGUAAAUACACACCUAGCCUCAGUGCAACAUGUGAAAGAUCUGUUGUUUGAUGAACUUCAGAAGCAGUUUAAUGGAUUAAAUGUUCCUAUUCUUCAACAUCCAGACCUUCAGGAUGUCUUACUUAUUCCUGUUAUUGGACCUAGGAAGAAUAUAAAAAAACAACAUUGUGAAGCAAUUGUUGGAGCACAAUGUGGCAAUGCAGUGUUAAGAGGAGCCCACGUCUAUGUUCCAGGAAUUGUGUCAGCUUCAAAAUUUAUGAAAGCUGGAGAUGUUAUUUCUGUAUACUCUGAUAUUAAAGGCAAAUGCAAAAAAGGAGCCAAAGAAUUUGAUGGAACAAAAGUAUUUCUUGGAAAUGGGAUUUCUGAACUAAGCCGCAAAGAAAUCUUCAGUGGACUACCUGAACUAAAAGGUAUAGGCAUAAGAAUGACAGAACCAAUAUAUCUUAGCCCCUCAUUUGACAAUGUACUGCCCAGCUACUUAUUUUUACAGAAUUUGCCAUCUGCUGUAGUGGCUCAUGUUCUAGAUCCUCAACCCGGAGAGAAGAUUCUGGAUUUGUGUGCAGCACCCGGAGGCAAAACAACACACAUUGCAGCAUUAAUGCAUGAUCAGGGAGAAGUAAUAGCACUGGAUAAAAUAUCCAACAAAGUAGAGAAAAUAAAACAGAAUGCUUUAUUGUUAGGGCUGAAUUCCAUCAAGGCAUUUUGCUUUGAUGGAACAAAGGCUCUUAAACUCGAUAUGGUUAAGGAUGCUGAAGGAAAACCUCCAUUCUUACCAGAAUCUUUUGACCGAAUUCUUCUUGAUGCACCAUGUAGUGGAAUGGGACAGAGACCAAACAUGGCUUGUUCUUGGACUUUGAAAGAAGUGACAUCAUAUCAACCAUUACAGAGAAAACUCUUCACUGUGGCCGUUGAGCUGCUGAAGCCGGGGGGCGUGCUAGUCUAUAGCACAUGCACCAUCUUGCUGGCCGAAAACGAAGAACAGGUCGCCUGGGCCCUCCGGACGUUUCCUUACCUUCAGCUUCAGCCCCAGGAACCACAGAUUGGAGGGGAAGGAAUGCUGGGAGCUGGCCUAUCAUUGGAACAAUUGAAACAGCUGCAGCGAUUUGAUCCAUCUGUUGUGCCAUUACGGGACACUGACAUUGAUGCUCUCAGAGAUGCCAGGAUAGAAGACAUGAUUUGGCUGGCAAAUAAGGACUGCAUAGGUUUUUUUAUUGCAAAAUUCAUAAAAUGCAAAAGCACAUAGAAGAACUCUUAGAAGUGAAAAUUCUAAACGUUCACUAUAUGGUUU